CCCAUUUGUCUCAUGCGGGGCAGGGAUUGGGUCCCACUCCCAGCCGAGUGUGUCCUGCAGCUUCACCUGGAUGCUGCGCGAACAUCCAUGCGUGGGUGAGGGAGGGGCACAGCCGCACGCCCCCGCCACUGCUGUGAUUUCGGAUUGCAACGCAAUUUUUGUAGAGGCGCCAUUGUCCCCUUGUCCAACCGAGCGGCGUGGAAGUGGAUUAACCGCGGCAGUCCGGCCAGAAUCAUGACGCAGGGCAAGCCUUUGCACGCUAACAAGACCCUCAGUGACUCAUCCAAUGGGCAGUACUCAGAGUCACCCGUUCCUCCCAGCUAUGAGGAAGCCACUGCAGGCACCAGUGAGUCUUGCUACAAUGAUGAGGAGAUGUUAUCAGAGUACACCUGGGAUGAUCGGAACAUCCGGAGGGUCUUCAUACGUAAGGUGUACACCAUCCUGUUCAUCCAAGUCUUGGUAACUCUGGCGAUCGUGUCUCUUUUCACUUUCUGUGAUCCCGUGAAGAAUUACAUUCAAACAAACCCCGGCUGGUACUGGGCCUCUUAUGGGGUGUUCUUUGUUACAUACUUGACUCUGUCUUGCUGCCGUGCACCGAGGAGACGGUUCCCAUGGAAUCUGAUCCUGCUUGCCAUCUUUACCCUCUCGCUGUCCUACAUGACAGGGAUGCUGUCCAGCUUCUACAACACCAAGUCGGUGAUAAUGUGUCUGGGCAUCACCACUGCGGUCUGUCUCCUUGUCAUAUUCCUGAGUUUCCAAACAAAGAUUGACAUAACAUCAUACCAAGGUGUGCUCCUUAUCUUCUGUAUGGUCAUGUUCAUCUCUGGACUGGUGCUUGCUGUUGUCCUUCCCUUUCAAUAUGUGCCCUGGUUGGAUACCACCUAUGCUGUUUUGGGAGCUAUAUUGUUCACCAUGUUUUUGGCAUUUGACACCCAACUCCUCAUGGGCAACAGGCAGUACAGCAUUAGCCCAGAAGAAUACAUCUUUGCCACGCUCAGCAUCUACCUAGACGUAAUCUACAUCUUUUCUUUCUUCCUCCAAAUAUUUGGAACAAGACGGGAGUAAAACAACAAACUCUAGGGAGCCACAAGGAUUAAUUUUAGUACCGUAAAUGUUGGUCACGAGGUAAUCAGAGUCAUAGCAUUUUGGUAGCUGUGGUGACAAAUCCCUGAGUUGUCGCUCCAACAUUUGUUUGCUGGAUAUUGUGAAACCUGUACUGUGAACCUAUGCACACAUCUGUCAGCAUGCUGUUUGUAUGUUGUGGAGUGCUAACAGCAAACACCAAACAGCAAACAACCAAUUCUUCAGUGAUCACACCCUCUGGAUGCAUGCCUUUAGAUUUGAGUCUUCAUACUGGAUUCAAACACCAUUUUGAAUCAAUUAAGGAUGUGCAGUUCAUCAUGCAUGACUCUAAAAAUGUACAGUAUAUGCCGAUGCACAAGGUACUGUAUAUUGCCAUUCAAUUAUCAGACCGGAGUUAUUCAAACGAUUUCAUUUUAAUUUUGAGCGGUCAAUUAUGUUUUGUUCAUAAGAAACACCUUCACCGUGGAUGUGGAUGUAAGAGGUGGCUUAUUGCCAUGUCUAAUGUUGAAAUGUAAUCGAGCAAUUUGUGUACCCGUGCUCAAUUUUCAACAUUUUUGCAUUCUGAUUUGUUUGGGUGGCACAUUAUUCUAGAGGUUAGCACAUCUGCCCCACAAUUCUAGAUUAUCUUUGGGUUUGACUGAGAGAAUGAUUUAUUGUUUGUCUAUCCAGUAGUUGACCUGUAAUUGGCUGGCGACCAGUACAGGGUGUGCCCUUCCUCUCAUCUAAAAUCAGAGGAGAUUGACUCAAGCGCACCUGUGAUCUUAAUGAGGAUAAGAAGAGCAAGCACUACAGAAAAUGGAUGGAUGGAUGGAUUGGUUAUUUGAUAAAUCAGAUCACGCAGUUCUUACACUAGUGCCAUUGACAAAUGCCUGAGCUUGAGGAAGGCUGAUGCGAUAGAAUUUUAACUUUAGUUUUCUAUGACAGAACUAUAUAUAUUUCAGAAAACAGGAGUGUAAAGCAUGAAGUUUAUUUUCGAAAGUCAAGUGAAGUGGCCGUGGAAUUAACUAUGUUGAAUGCAGUAUAAAGUGUGAGCACUGCAUUUCAUUGUAGUGUUACAGUUUUUCAUUAUUAAACAUUUAAUGUGCACAAA
Hippocampus zosterae (dwarf seahorse) is the source of this 2173-nucleotide messenger RNA. Its product is annotated as protein lifeguard 2-like. Gene Ontology annotation, cellular component: endoplasmic reticulum; Golgi apparatus; membrane. The coding region runs from base 235 to 1065 and encodes 276 amino acids. Gene Ontology annotation, biological process: negative regulation of apoptotic signaling pathway. The transcript is spliced from 12 exons. NCBI's taxonomy places the organism in Eukaryota, Metazoa, Chordata, Actinopteri, Syngnathiformes, Syngnathidae. The record is from RefSeq and is a predicted model, not a curated record.